Staurois parvus is the source of this 329-nucleotide messenger RNA. Lineage: Eukaryota; Metazoa; Chordata; Amphibia; Anura; Ranidae. The record is from the annotation of a GenBank genome assembly.
AUGUCCCUCCUGCACUGUCCCUGGUAAUGUCCUCCGGCGGAUGCCAGCAUCUGUCAUCUGGGUUCCGUUCCCUGCAAGCGUCGGGACAUACGGGGACAGAACCGGAGAAAAUUUGAAAAUGACAAAAAUAAAACAUUACUGUAUCAAACCAUUUCACAUACAUUUUGUCCCUAGUGCUUUGUCCUGUGCCCUGCCUGCAUUUUUACUAUUCUUUCUGCCUGGAAACUGAGAAAUGUCCAUUGCGUCCAAAAAGCGUCCCUUUAGGACAAAAGCGGUUUUAGACCAGCUAGAGAACAGCGAUAGUAAAUUAGAACCACUUGCAGAACUGA